Messenger RNA from Balaenoptera musculus (blue whale), 369 nucleotides. RefSeq names its product SLC35A4 upstream open reading frame protein. The record is from RefSeq and is a predicted model, not a curated record. The transcript is spliced from 4 exons. Bases 1 to 369 code for a protein of 122 amino acids. NCBI's taxonomy places the organism in Eukaryota, Metazoa, Chordata, Mammalia, Artiodactyla, Balaenopteridae.
AUGGCGGAUGACAAGGAUUCUCUACCCAAGCUCAAGGACCUGGCAUUUCUCAAGAACCAGCUGGAGCGCCUGCAGCAGCGUGUGGAAGACGAAGUCAACAGUGGUGUAGACCAGGACCUUGAAAAAAUCUUUGGUGAGCAUACUACGGUUUUCCAGAGUAAGGAGGAGCAGGAUGGCUCGCUCUUGUCCUCUCCAUUCCUCAAGGGCUUCCUGGCUGGCUAUGUGGUGGCCAAACUGAGGGCGUCAGCAGUAUUAGGCUUUGCCGUGGGCACCUGCACUGGCAUAUAUGCAGCUCAGGCGUAUGCUGUGCCCAAUGUGGAGAAGACAUUGAGGGACUAUCUUCGAUCACUGCGCAAGGGGCCCGACUAG